AUGAAAUUCGUUUUAAUAAUAUUAUUUACAAUAGGACUUGCAAUAAAUGAAUGUGAAGUGGAUAAUAGAGAUAGAAUAAAGUUGAGUGGGAUGUCAAAAUAAAAAGAAGAUGAAUUAAUGGAAUUGCAUAACGAACAUAGAAAUUUAGUAGCUUACGGAAAGGUAAGAAAUUGGUAUGGUGAAUUCUCAUCAGCUACAAAUAUGUAUUGUAUUAAAUGGGAUGAUCAUUUGGCAAGAAAUGCUUAAGAUUGUGCUAAUAAAUGUCCUACUAAUUUUCAACUUGAUUGUUCUUUUCCUAGAUAAUAUGGUUACUUGACAUAUAAAGGCGAAGCUGAAAAUGCAGGAUCAGAAUGGAGUGCAACAAGAAUUUUUUAAAAGCUGUUAUAGUAAGAAGAUUUUGCAAGAUAAAUUGAAUUGGCAACAGCUUAAUUUUUUGGUUGCGGAAGAACGUAAAUUACUAGAAGGAAUGGUAAGAGCCAAGAAAUUUUUGUAUGUGUAUACAAUAAAUAACCAAAUUUGCAUGGAGAUGUAUAUAAAUAUGGUAUUCCAGGUUAAGAUUGUAUAUACGGUCGUAAAGCUGAAUUUUCAGGAUUGUGCAAACAAAGUGCUAAUGAUAUAGAAGCUUUGAAAUUUAGACAUAAAAGGCAUUAAGAUGCAUACAAAUAUCACCAUAAGGACGAAAGACAUCAUGUUCAUCAUAAUCAUCAUCGCAAAGAUGAUGGAUUUCACACAAGGGCUGAUUGA
Messenger RNA from Paramecium tetraurelia, 744 nucleotides. RefSeq lists its product as uncharacterized. The record is from RefSeq and is a predicted model, not a curated record. NCBI's taxonomy places the organism in Eukaryota, Ciliophora, Oligohymenophorea, Peniculida, Parameciidae. The transcript is spliced from 2 exons.